This is a messenger RNA of Pseudo-nitzschia multistriata, 1197 nucleotides long. The record is from the annotation of a GenBank genome assembly. Lineage: Eukaryota; Bacillariophyta; Bacillariophyceae; Bacillariales; Bacillariaceae.
CUCUCUCAUUCUUCGAAGCCAAACUACUUCACACAAUCGGUACAAGGAACAACCAACUACGUAGUCUGCUUGCAGUUGAGACACACACCCCAAUUCGACCAACACAAAAAAGAUUAGCCACAGAGAAAUAAAAAAAGCAGGGAUGACGACGUAUACACACAGCAGUGGUCACCGACCRCAGUUCUUGACGGCGGUUGCGAUGUACCUGCUCGCAACAACCUUCUCGUUGGCGAUGUUUGGUCACCAAACGAUCACACCGGCACUGGCUUCGUCGUCGCCGCCGAUGCCGUCGUCGGGCUCGACCAGGCCACUGGACGAAAACCGUUUUGUGCGGCUGGCCAAGAAACACUAUCAGAAGGCCAGGGAACUCGCGCUGAUCGAGCAACAGGUGGAGGACCACAACGCCAGGUGGAUUGCUUCCUCCAAAAACCGCGCCGAGGCCACCAGCAAGCGCAGGCUGAUCUGCCUGCCCCUCGACGAGCGGUUCGAUCCCCCGAUGGGAAUGUUCAGCCACGGCCACACCCAGACCGGGGACAAGAUAUCGCUCCCGCCCUGUUUCAUGACCACCAUCAAAGAGAACAAGGCCGAGGUUCCCUGGCUGUUCAAGGUAAGCCGGGUCGACGAGUGCGGCAGCAGCGGCRACAAGCUCACUACGGGAGAACGGGUCAACAUCGACGUCGUCGAAAAGGGGUUCGCGGCCCAGCCGGACCUGAAGGAAAUCGUCGGCGGCCCCCUCGACUGCCGUGCCCCCGCCAACUACUGCUUCAUGCCGUGGUGGAUGAUGAGGGCGCUGGGGCUCAAGCCGCUCGACCUGGUCGACGUCCAGCUGAUCACGACCGUCCCGCCGGGAUCGAUGGCAAAGUUCCGUCCCCACUCGGCKGCCUUUGCAAAGGACAUUUCGAACCCGCAGGCCGUCAUGGAGACGGAGCUCCGGCACUAUUCCUCCCUGACCAAGGGUUCCUCCAUCGCGUUCGACUACAACGGGAAGCGGUACUGGUUCGACGUGGAAGAGCUGCGGGCCGCUCCCAAGGGAGAGAAGGUGUCCAUGGUCAAGGUCCAGGACUGCGAUCUCGCCACGGAUUUCUUGGUGUCGAAAGACGUCGUCAAGGAGAAAAAGCGCAAGCUCGAGGAGGCCCGCAGGGCCCGGCUCGAGGCCGAAGAAUAAUCGUUUUUUUUUAAGAAAUUCGGAAAAAUUCG